Cucurbita moschata (crookneck pumpkin) is the source of this 3060-nucleotide messenger RNA. RefSeq lists its product as uncharacterized. Gene Ontology annotation, cellular component: plasma membrane. Lineage: Eukaryota; Viridiplantae; Streptophyta; Magnoliopsida; Cucurbitales; Cucurbitaceae. Bases 1997 to 2938 code for a protein of 313 amino acids. The transcript is spliced from 6 exons. The record is from RefSeq and is a predicted model, not a curated record.
GAAGCCUCCGCUUUCUUCUUCCUCUCAGUUCAGAGUUCCAUACCACAUUCUUCCCAUGAGAAGUAACGCCGCUGCCAUGAGAACACGGAGGAGGAUCUUUGCAAGGAGAUUGAUGAGCUUCAAGGUCAACACCGGGAGUGAUGCAUUGAUGGUGUUUCACAUUACAGAACUACUUUGUGAUCCUCGCGGACUUCGGAGAAACUUCGCAACUAAUGGACAUCGUCGGGGCUCUGUUUAUUUUAUGAUCGUUCUAUCUUUCUCUAGUCGUGAUGCUUUUUAGUAUUUGUUUUCGUGGACAUGGACUAGUUUGUUAGAUGAAACGAUGUUUCUGCCUCAUGAAGCUUGGUUUUAAUUUUGAUUGCAUCAUUUUAGAAAUUUGUGCUGAAAACCUUAUCAAUUCUUUUCGUUGAUGAUUGUAUCGAUAACUCGAGUGUUAUGCUUCAGGCGGAAAUAAACGAUGCUGAAAACCAGACUCCUACCAAGCGGCGGUUAUCAUCUGCCGUUGUAAGAAAUUAACCACUUCGGAGUAUCAACGAUUGGCUGCAAGGAAACGAUUGAUUGGUAAACUUAGAAAUGAAGCAAGAUAACUUUCGCGCAUUGAUGGAGGAGAUAAAUGAAGAAGCCAAAGGAAAGGAUGCAAGGAAGUCUCAAGAAGAAACAUCUGGGAGUGAUGCACAGUCUACCAGAUCGAUGGGAAACAAAAUCAUUUGCGGGACAGCGGAUCGUUUAGCUUGGAUGGAAAUAAAAGAGCAUCUAGGAUGGCUUUUAUGGAUUGGAAGCCUCCAGAAGAGAGGAGUUGUAUGAGUAUCAGGAACAGAUAGGAGAACAGUAUGUUGCAAAUGUUGAGCAGGUGAAGGAGUUGGGGAGGUGGCAAAAUGCAAGGAGGGCAAGAAAAGGACAUAGUGAUGUAUGGAAAUUGCAGGAAACCAUGGACAGAAUUGGAACAUCCCAAGGUGGUAGCAACGAAAAAGACGAGGAUAGUGUGGAAGAUAUUAAAGUUGAGGAGGAUGAAAUAAUAGACGAUGUACCCGCGUAGCAACAACGAGGAUUAGGAUGAUGUGGAAGAUAUUAAGUUGGAGAGGACAGCAUGAUAGAUGAUGUACUCGGGGUAGCAACAAUGAGGACAAGGAUAAUGUGAAAAACGUUAGGGAGGACGACAUAAUAGACGAUGUACUUGGCGUUGCAACAACGAAGAUGAGGAUGAUGUGGAAGAUAUUAAGUUGGGGAGGACAACAUGAUAGAUGAUGUACUCGGGGUAGCAACAAUGAGGAGAAGGAUAAUGUGGAAGAUAUUAACUUGGGGAGGACGACAUAAUAGACAAUAUACUCGGCGUUGCAACAACGAAGAUGAGGAUGAUGUAGAAGAUACUAAGUUGGGGAGGACAACAUAAUAGAUGAUGUACUCGGGGUAGCAACAAUGAGGACAAGAAUAAUGUGGAAGAUAUUAACGUUGGGGUGGACGACAUAAUAUGCGAUGUACUCUGCAUUGCAACAACGAGGAUGAGGAUGAUGUGGAAGAUAUUAAGUUGAGGAAGGCAACAUGAUAGAUGAUGUACUUGGGGUAGCAACAAUGAAGACAAGGAUAAUGUGGAAGAUAUUAACGUUGGGGAGGAUGACAUAAUAGACGAUGUACUCUGUGUUGCAACAACGUGGAUGAGGAUGAUGUGGAAGAUAUUAAUGUUAGGACGGAUGACAUGAUAGACGAUGUACUCGGUGUAGCAACGAGUACGAGGAUAACAUGGAAGAUAUUAACGUUGAGGAGGACAACACGACAUGAUAGACAAUGUACACGUGAAGCAACAACGAGGACAAAAAUAUUGUGGAAGAUAUUAACGCUGGGGAGGAUGACAUGAUAGACGCUGUCGAAGACAAUGGGCGUAGGGGCGAGGAACCCGAAAAAUCCGAAGGCAAUGUUGCAAGUCCAAACCCGAAGCUGUACAGUAGAAGAAAAAACCCGAAGGAUUCACUGAAACAGGAAAACCAGAGCUUAAUCAACCAUGGAGGAGAUGACGUCACGGCCUAAUGUGAACUCCCGCAAUAACCCCCUGCAACGUCCUCUUCCACCGCCACCGUCGAGAGUAAGAGCAGGACCAAGCAACAACAAUCACCGUCCUCUUCCACCCCCACCGUCCAGAGCUCCCUUUAAUGUCCAACACGACACUCACCGUUCUCCUCUUCCUUCAAUGCCACCGUCCAGGCCGAAUUCCGACUCUCAGAAUGCUCGCUUUCCGUCUCCGCCCUCGUCGCCACCGUUAUCUCGUCAGCAACAUUUUGGUUACGACACGACGUCGUCUUCCUCAUCGGCUUCCUUCCGAGGCUGCUGCUGCUGCCUCUGCCUCCUCUUCUCCUUCAUCGCUCUCCUCGCUCUCGCGAUCGUCCUCGUCGUCGUUCUCGCUGUCAAGCCUAAGAAGCCUCAAUUCGAUCUCCAGCGAGUCGGUGUUCAAUAUAUGGGGAUAACCACUCCGAAUCUCUUCUCCUUAUCCUCCGCCGAUUCACAGACCGUGACAACGCCGACGCCGACAACGACCUCCGCAGCGCUAUCGCUCAACAUUCGAUUGCUGUUCACGGCAGUGAAUCCAAACAAGGUCGGAAUCAAAUACGGGAAUUCAAGGUUCACAGUGAUGUACCGCGGGAUUCCGCUAGGAAAAGCAAUAGUGCCUGGAUUUUACCAAGAGGCGCACAGCCAGAGAGAAGUGGAGGCAAUGAUCGCCGUCGAUCGGGUGAAUCUACUUCAGGCGGACGCCGCCGAUUUGAUCAGAGACGCGUCGUUGAACGAUCGAGUGGAGCUGAGGGUUUUGGGCGAAGUUGGCGCCAGGAUCCGCGUAUUGGAGUUCGAUUCUCCCGGCGUUCAGGUGUCGGUGGAUUGCUCGAUAGUGAUAAGUCCAAGGAAUCAGUCGUUGACUUCGAAGCAAUGUGGAUUUGAUGGGUUCAGCUUAUGAUUGUUCUUACUUAUUUUCUUCACUCUCUAUCUCUGGUCUUUUAAUGUCAACAGAGAUGGAAUGAAUGAUUUUGAGAGGAAGAAGAAAAAUGUACACAAAAAAAAGAAAGAAAAAGUAAGAAG